UUCAAAUAUCUUGCGGAUAACUCAUAAGUAUAAAAUAUUAAUAUUUCCUGGAACUGAAGUCUAAAUACCGCCUGUUUUUAUCUUCGGCUGUAUCACGUUUUCAGUGCAUGGUUCCAGAGCAAGUUUGAGGAAAUUCAUGUGUAUUAUUUGAGAUACUUUAGUGAUGUGCUGGGAACGUCCUGUGAGUUUGUGAAAUUAAAAUUGUAGCUCAGAUUAUAAUAAAUUAUUAAUAUCAAAGGAAUAAGUGCUAAUGACUAGGUGUACAUACUACUGUCAUUUCUGUGAAUCAGAAAUUAGAACUGAAGUUCGAAUUUCAAAGUGUAACUUGACGUAAAAGCAUUCACUUAACAUAUCAAUGCAUUAAUACAAAUGCCUCCAGGAUGACAUCAUAUCCCAGACGAAAGCCUUUCAAGAAAUUAAGCACUUUCUUGAACACGUAAUAAGAAAGACUUAAGUUCCUAUAAGUUAAGUAGUGUUAUAUUAGUUAGUGCCAUUGUAACAAUGAAAAUGUUAAGUGUUAUUGUGUUAUUGGCGCUGGGCGCAGUUGAAGCCGAUCGUAGAAAUCUACCUCCAACGUGUGAUAGUAUGAUAUAUUGCCAUGGACCUCUUCUGGAUACGGUGCAAAUGGCAGGACUCUACAAUGACUCCAAGACUUUCGUCGACAUGAAGAUAAAAUUCUCCCCCAAAAUCACCAUGGAACAUUUCGAAGAGAUGAUGAACAGGACAGGUUCCAGACCGACGAAAGCAGAUAUCAAGGAGUUUGUGAACCAAAAUUUCGAUCCUGAAGGAUCUGAGUUUGAGGAAUGGAGCCCACCAGACUGGAAAGACAAUCCAGCUUUCCUGCAGAGAAUUAAAGAUCCAAUGCUGAACCAAUGGGCGUCAGACCUGAACAAGUUGUGGCUGGAUCUGGGCAGGAAGAUGAAGAAUGAUGUCAAAGAGAACCAGGAACUUUACUCCAUCAUAUAUGUGGAUAAUCCAUUUAUUGUGCCUGGUGGUCGCUUUCGGGAGUUUUACUACUGGGACUCCUAUUGGAUAAUCAAAGGGCUGCUGAUAUCAGAGAUGAGGUCCACAGCCCGUGGAAUGGUCAGCAAUUUCCUGGAUGUCGUUAACAGGAUAGGUUUCAUCCCGAACGGAGGAAGGGUGUAUUAUAAGAUGAGAUCUCAGCCCCCUCUAUUAACCCCGAUGGUGAAACUCAUUCUGGAUGAUUCUUUUGACAUGGAGUUUUUGAGACACCACAUUCACACUUUGGACCGGGAGUUCGAUUACUGGAUGACAAAUCAUACCGUUGAUCUGGAGUAUGAAGGGAAAAAGUACACUCUAAUGAGAUACACAGAUCAAUCUCAGGGGCCUCGACCAGAGAGUUAUAAAGAAGAUAUAGACGUCGCUAAAGAUUUGGACUCGCCAGAGAAAAAAGAAGAGUUGUUUGCCGAACUUAAAGCAGCUGCGGAAUCUGGUUGGGACUUCUCAUCUCGCUGGUUCAUUCUCAAUGGAACUAAUAAAGGCAACUUGACCAACUUGAAGACAAGGUCCAUAAUUCCUGUGGACCUAAACGCUAUAGCGUGCUGGAACGCUAAGCUUAUGGCAGAGUUUCACACCCACUUAUCUAAUUUUGAUAAAGCUCAGUACUAUAGAGACGUCCACGCGAAUCUUCUUGAGGCUAUUGAAGAGGUACUGUGGCACGAAGACGUUGGAGCCUGGUUAGACUACAGCAUGGAGUCCAACAGAAGAAGGGAUUAUUUCUACCCUUCGAACGUGGCUCCUCUGUGGACGGGGUGUUAUGACAAGGGCCGCAAAGAAUACUAUGUUAGCAGAGUUAUUAACUAUUUGGACAAAGUAAAAGUUGAUAUUUUUGAAGGUGGAGUACCGACAACGUUUGAGCAUUCGGGUGAACAGUGGGACUACCCAAAUGCUUGGCCUCCACUGCAGUACAUCAUGGUGAUGGGUUUGGCCAACACCGAAAUUCCAGAGGCUAUGCGGUUAGCCAGUGAGAUCGCUACUAAAUGGGUGCGUUCUAAUUACGAAGUGUGGAAACAGAAAACGGCUAUGCUGGAAAAGUAUGAUGCAACAAUAUUCGGCGGUUAUGGUGGCGGUGGCGAAUAUGUUCUUCAAACUGGUUUUGGUUGGACUAAUGGGGUCGUUAUGGCUCUUCUCAACAGAUAUGGAGAUACAUUGUCGGUAGCUGACGCGUUUGGAUCGAGCGAGAGUAGCGCCGUGUAUGGCGCGCAUGUUGGAGCUGGUGGUAUCGCCACCGCGGUGCUGGUCAUCAUAGCAUCAUUGGUAGCUGGGACCCUUGGACUCCUGGUGUACAGAAAGAGAAAAGACUACAUGCCCUUGAAGGGCGGAGAAGAUCUGAAAUUGUUAUCACGAAGACCGUACACAGAACUCAAGGAUAUUAACGGCUCUUCGAACCCCAGGCAACGGUGAAUACAACUCCCAAAGUCCAUCACCUGAUUUACUGACGAAAAUAUAGCAGAAAUUAUGGCUGUUAUAAUUAAUGUUUAAGUCAAAUUUAACGUUAACAGUAACACAGACUCUAACAUAGACUGCGGAAUGUGUUGCACCAUCGUAUUCCUUGGUAUAGUUAAAGUUUAAAAGUGAAAUAUCAAGUCAAUAUCGAAUAUUUAUUAAAAACUUUUGUCAGGUCGCUAUUUAACAUUAACAAUAGCUUUAACCGGCGAAAAUGGACGGUUAGGGCUAACAGUUAAAGUUAUGACGUCAUCUAAAAAUUGUCAAAUGGUGCAACACAUUUUUUGCUUAACCGGUACUUUAACAUGUUUGUUAUUGCUAAAGUUAGUCGGUACAACCCAGUCAAAAUCUUUCAAAGAGAUUUUGUAAAGCAUUAUCACUCUUAUAAGGUCGUCAACAAACCUUACUGCAGAGUUGGCCUUGUCAAAAGGUCUGUUGGCAAACCCAGUUUUGCGGGUACAUGGAUGACGAAAAACUCUUGACUUCAGUGUGAAUUAAGCUCGCGGACCGAAAUUAAAAUUAAUUAAUACCACCCUCCCUAAACUUAAAAAAAAAUGCUCGUUGACAAAGACUGAAAAUUAAUUCGGGUAAGAACAGCUGUCAAUAUAACAUUCUAUUUCUAUUGGCAUUAAAACGUUGUCCAUUUUACCAGGGGUUACAAAACCUCGGUAUUUGUUUAAUUUAUCACAUUUUAUGUCAUAAUGAAUGAAUGAAAUUACAUCAUAUGAAAAAGGAAAUUGAGUUGCAAGUCAUAGUAAAAUGAUUAUUAUUCUUUCUCUAAAAAAAAACUUAGUCUCUACUACGUUUUUAAACAUUUUAAUAAGGUUUUCUCUAGUGAUGACGCAUUGAAGUGGCGCGUAACACGUAACUUGUGACUUGUCUACGCAACAGGCAAGACGACCUGGCUUUUAAUAUUAAAUUCAUUGAGUAAGCUUCCAUAAAAUGUCUAAAACCUGCCUGGGUAUAUUCUAAUUCCUUCAUAACAUUGAAUGUACCACCACUUUUAAAUUUUUUCAAACAAAGAGUGUAACGAAAAACUUCUGCUGGCACUUUGAGAGUUUAUAUUCUGUCAGACUUUUGUCAGUAUUUUGGCUCAAACUGAAUUCUGCGACAUGCAAUGUUAAACAGGUCAGUGCAGGCAGUGUCAAGCAUGAGCACGUCAGAUCAUCGUCAUGAUCGUCACGUCUAUUAGCCAUAUCAAAACCAUGUAGGCCACGGCUAAAAUAUACAUCCAAGCAAAGAAUUAUAUGUAUACUACUAGAUAAGAAGUGAGGAAUAACAAUUAUGUCGCAAUUGUGGAUCGCGCGGGCGGGCAGAGAGGAGAGUAGGUAUUUUGAAUAUGCCUUGCAAACGCAGAUUUAGUAAUAAAGACAUUGUUAUAUUGGUCACUUUAAACAAAAUCGGUGUUAGUUUGUUGAAAACAACGUUCACGGCUUACAAAACAGUGCAGUGGACUAAACGAUUACUUAAAGCCACAACUUGUCUAAUAGUAUACAUAGAAGUCUAUGCAUCCAAGUGCUUAUGACAGGUAAUCAACAAGCUAAAAAAUUACGGCCGGUCCAAAGGUUACGCACACCUUACUAUCGUUUGUGUCAAAUUUGUGGAGAACAAUCAGUUAAGUGGUUUUCGUAUUUUUCAAUUUUUUUGUUGUUUUAUCGUAGGGAUAUUGCUGUGGCAAACUUUGAUGCCACUCGAAAUAAAAUGUAGUUUUGACUUCAAAUAAGCAAGGUCACCUCUGCAGAAAUCUACGAGUAUGUUGACGACCGUUUGACAUAUAUAUCCAUGACAACUGACAACUGACAAGUUACUGUCAAACGUAACGCUGGUCACGGAAUAAAAGAAAUAACGCUCCUGUAUGUGGAGACCAUAAAUAUUUUAUAUGUCUAGAUAGAGUCUCUUGCUGCUAGACAACUGAUGAAAACAGGACAGGCUUAUUGCUUUAGUGUGCGUGACAAGCAAAGUAUUAAAAGCGAUUUGUCACUGUGUGUUACCGAAAUAGAGGUUAACUGUCACAGCUGUUACAGUCUAUCUAAACGUAUAAAUGAGGUUGAGACUGUUAAAUCUCUUUUUAAUCCUGAAUUAUUUACCAAAUUAAUAUUAUGUUGAAUUCUACAAAGCGUUUAAAUAUUGGCUAUUGACGUUCAAGCUGAGGCGAAUCUCGCACAGGACGCUGAAAGGCAUAUCAUUUAUAUUUAGAUUCUCGAUAGAAAAAUAUUUUUUUGAAAUCGUAACUAAAGGUACGUACAGACUGAUGAAACGUACCAUGAAAUGUAUUGUUCUACAACGGUAGAACAAACAAAAACAGAACGCUGUUUGCUGCAACCGUGGACGCAUAGCGCGCUCAUAAAGCGCAUUACUACGAACCUCCCGCGUGCGUCUGUUUCCGCCAAUCAGCCGCGAACGCGCCCGUUUCUGUUCGUUCAAAAACCGAGAUUUCGCUCGCACAAAACGUCCAAACUAUGAGAAAUUGUUACAAAGUGAAGUUAAAAACCUUUUAUGAUACGAUGUCUGCAUUAAUGUAUCAUCGGGCGAAUUCUUUCAUUGCAUGAUACAUUUCAUGUUACGUUUCACAAGUCUGUCCGCACCAUAAGGUUUGGCUAUUGUUAACUGUAGCUGAAUAAGAAUCUCAAAGAUUAGGAAAGUUUCUAUGCAACUCGCACAUAAAUUUGUAACCGUCUGUAAUUUUUCCUACCGAUUUCGGUUAAAAUUUUGCGGGAUUCGCUUCUCUUUGGAUGGAGCUAAAAUAUUUUUGUUCUAAUAGACACGUUUUAAGUACGUUGCAAAUAAUGCUCAAAGAUAUUUGUGUUAUUGUUUUAAAUAGUAAAUAAUAAAUUGAAACCAUAAUCACACAUAUACGUCAGUAUACUUGUUAUGGACGCAACCCCCUACCAUUGUAUCUUGUUAGCGAGAUGUAAUCGAGUUGUAAACGAGUGUUUUAUAUCUGUGUCAUAUUUUAUAUUCUUGCGUUAGGCUCUGGUAAUUUUUAUUGAAGACUAGUAAUAAUAAAAGUAUGAUUUGACGUUAUAUGACGUUAAGUGAUUGAAUUAUUUUAUCUACAAAGUUCAUGUGUUUUGUAAAUUCAAAAGAAUUGGUAAAACUAUUAAAUUUGCAUUGUUGAAUUAAAAAUUGCCUUUGGUAUUGAAAAAUUGCCUAAUAUUAGAUAAAUCGGUUAAAGAUAAUGGUUAAAAUGUAAAAUUAACAUCAAUCCCUCCCUUAUAGACGAUGGAUGAAAAUUAUAUAAAUUAACAAAAAUCUUAUUUUGCAAAUUGAAAAAUGAAAUAUUUUUAUCAAAUUAAUGUAUUAUCAUCGGUUAUUGAUAAAUCUACGAAGUUUUACGAAAUCUGGCCGUUUAAAGUGGGUCAAAAUCGCGCCCAAAUGAGUCGGUUACAAACAAACAUACAUACAAGUGAAGCUAAUAAAUAUAUUAUGAAUAUAAAACUUCUUGAUCUCCUUAAGAAUAGGUAUUAUAUUAGAAUAUGAUAAAAAGUUUUAUUGUGAUAAUCAAUAUUUGUUUAGUGAAGAUGUAACCAAUGUUACUUUAAAUUUGGAUAAGGAAUAGUAAACCUGAUAAUAAUUGUAUAAAACCCUUUCGCUUUAAGUUCGCAAACUUCUUGUGAUUUCUCUGGAGGAUGAAUCAAUAUAGUAUUUUCUCUUCAUCUCUCAACCGAAGUCACCGCUGAAAAUGUUUAACUGGAAAGAACAAAACGCCAUGACAAAUAAGUAAUGUUUAACCAGAUAAUGUAAAAAUUCAGUUAAUUACACGCGUUUUAAUAUUCUAACAAGUAUUUUAUUUAAUUGUUUUAAAUAAGUUAGUACUGCUUCCAUAUAAAAAGGUUAAUAAUAAAUUUCUACGAAUUUUAGAUUGUUUUUGACAAUCAAAGAGGUUUCGUAUAUUUUGCAAUACACAGAAAUGUCAUUAUUAUUGACAAUCUCGAUUAUAGAUGUCAACUCGAAAACAAAUGGUAGGGGUUGGUUUGAAGGAGUUCGUAUUACGCCAGUUCUUUAUUGUGCUGUGAAAACUCAAAUGUAUAUAGUUAGGUACCUAUAUAUAUUAUUUUUUAUAUAAACAAAUGCUUAUAAGUGAGUGGUGCGACCAAAAAGUCAAGAUAUACGAUUUUUAAGAUCGACGAAUGUUAGAUAGUUUAAUUUAAAUGUAGUAACAAAUUUCCAUUUAUGAUUUUAAAGUAUUGACUUCUGAUAUACGGAACGGGUAGGUCAAAGGUUUUAUUGUUCUAACAGUCAGUUUUAAUUUAGCCUAUUAAGUAUAUGUGUCCUUAAGAAAAUCAUGUGAAAGAUAAAUUUUAUUAUCAUUGCAAUGGAUAGCUUUGUGUUCAUACUAAAAUUAUACAAGCAUAUUUAUCAGAACUAGGUUAUAGUCAUUGGAACGUAUGUUUUCUGAAACUUUCAACAUUGAACUGAAUGAAAAAAUCCAGUUUAAACUACGGACUAGUAAAAAAAUACGGACUUGUGUCACCUUACAUAACAGUGUAGCACCAAAACAAGCCGAUUAACGUGUAAAUACAUAGCUCCACGCACACACUUACACUACAACAGGCCGAUAGGCGGCCAUUAUGAGAAUUGUCAUCGUCUGUGACAGAUCAGUUUGCGUCUCAAUAAAAUAUUAUAAAAAUGGCGUCGUGCGCUGUGAAAAAGUGUAAAAACGAUACUAGGUAUAUAAGUAUUUGUGGCCAUAUAUGAUUAUUUAAGGGAGAAAAAAUUGUGUAACUAAUAUCCCCCGUAACCGCACACACACUAGCAUAAAGUUGCUUCACUUGCUAAUAUCACGGCGCGGAGUCCUUCUUUUUUUACUCGUCCGUUGUUUAAACUAGUUUACUUCUGUCGCGUAAAAGGUAUAAUUUCGGUCAAUGACCUGUUUCUUUCCCUUGUUUGGCCGACUUUGAGUUUAAACUAACAGAAAAAACAAGUUGUAGCAAAGAAAAUUGUAUUGUGUAUUUAUAUAAAGCAUUCUCUGCAUGUAUAUUCGUUGUGUGUCAAAUACUUACCUUAUUUUCGUCAAGAAACUCGAAGCAAUAAUUGUAUACCUACGUUAUACGUAUAGGCUCGGUUUGAAAUCACAUUUUGACAUUUACGUUGUUAUAUUAUUACCUUAUGAGCUUUAAUAGUGACGUUAACAUUGAUAUAUAUUUUGAAUAUAUAACACUAAAAGUGUUGUAUUUUUUUUUAAAUCAUGACAUUUUUGAUAUAGGUAGUAUUUUAAAUCUCAUUUUUAUGUGGAUGGAGCUUGGAGCUACAAAAAUCUCUUAUAAAUAAAUAAAUAAUAAUAACUCGAAACACGAACCUGGUGCGAAAUGUCGAAAAAUCUUAUUUUAAAUCACUUCUCUUGUAACAAACCCGGAUAGCAAAGGAAACUUAUUUUAAUCGCAAAUAUGAUUUAAGCUUUGAUUUAUUUAUUACAUUCAUUAUUGAAACUAUUAAUAAUGUAGAAUAGGCACACCUUGAAUAAUUGAGUUGUAGGUUUAACUUCGUUAACUACACAGGAAAUCUUAUGAAUCAAUGCAGUAAGGCUAGAUCUAUAGAGCUCACUCUUUACUUAGGUAAAGCUUAAGUUAUUAAUAUUGUGAUAAAACGCGAACUUGACUUUUGUAUUGGGCUGUCUUAGUUUAAGCUCCGAAUAAUUUCAGCUGUCAAAAUGACUAAAAACGAAAUCAAAGAUUCUACUAAGCUAACACUCAGCUAAGUAUAACGUAAGUAAAGCCUGAGCAAAGUCUAAGUGCGCACUCAACCUUAUUUUCCGAAGCAGACUUUUUGCGAAACGUUUAUGCAACAGAGUUUUGUGUUUUCGACUUUUAAUGUGAACCAAUUUAUCACUUCUGUAGGAAUUUGAAAAUGGCAACAUGAUCUUAAAUGAUAAUUUCUUUCUUGAACAUCAAACCUGAAUAGAUUCGGAAUUCAAUUGCUUUAGUUUUUAGUAAUUUGGGUCAGCGAGAAAUUCAUUUUUGCUUAUCGUAUACUUUAUUUAGAAAAAAAAUGUGACCUACAGAUGUACAAUGAAAUGAAUUAUUAAGGGGUUUUUCACGCCCAGAACUACGUGCUAAAUGUGUAUAGUUGUAUGUAAUACGAUGAGUAUUAUUAGUAAUAAACAUUAGUUUUAAGUAGAUAAUUUUAUAUGUAUGUGUUUCUUUGUUGUAUAGUCAGCGACUUAGCAUUCUAUUCUCAAGACAUAAAGUUGUAUUUCGUGUGACAAUUAGAACCUUGAUAUAAACCUUCCCUUAAGAUCCUUGAUUGAUGCAAACCAUCUUUGAUUUGAAAAAAUCAGUGAUCCAGCAAGUCAUUUUAGUAUAAAUAUGCUCUCGACAACUCGAUGUAUUUAAUUGUUUCAUUUCAAAUAAAAAUAAAGAAUCUAUCUAAACUUUGUUAAAUAUUUAUUUACAAUCCUAUGUCAGUCGAAGCACUUCAUAAGACGAAUAUUCUCCAUUGAAGUUUGACUCACUAGGUGCAAUUGCUUAGAAGUUUCAAUAAAAGCAAAGGAUUGAAGAUAUAGUGAUUCAAUAAUGGCUUAGAUAGUAAAAUUAUAUCUUUUACAAACUCCGCACAAAAUACAAGUAAAAUUUGACGUUAUAUGGGGCACUUCUAGCUCUCUUCUCACCAAAGAGUUAUGCUAGAAACGAUUGCUUAAAUAUAUAUAUAUAUAUAUAUAUAUAAUACAUUAAUCCAUUAAUAUUAAUAAAAUCGUUACAUGGUUUUCGGCGCGUACCAAUUAAUUAAGGUCUUGUAUCGUCUGUUUAUACAUUGAAGGCUUAAUAUAAGACGCUUUGAAGAAAAUAAGUCUUCGAGCGGUAUUGCUAAAUUGUUAUUUCUUGAUACUGGACAAUUUUUUUUAAUUGGUAAUUUUAUCCUGUGUUUUGAUCACUGGCGCCAUCUGGAGGGGAUUGAGAAAACUUGCCAUUUCUUAUAGUUUUACUGUAAGUCUGUUAAACGACAUUACUAACACAAUUAAGUCAUUAUUUAUGCUAUCUAAAUACAUCGAUAUGUCACAAUCAUAUUACUUAUUUCUAUUACUAGGAUAGAAAAGUCAAUCUUUUUAAUUUCUUGUCAGGUAGAUAUUCCUUAUUACCAUUUAUGUAGGUACAGUUUAUAUGUAUUUGCAUUUAUUUGAGAAAAUGUGAUUUCAAAUACGAUGAUUGAGAAUGCAUUAGUGAAUUUUCCUAUGAUUUUAAAAUUAAGUUUUUAGUAGAUCAAUUUGUAUAUACGCCAUCAAUCAUUAUGUAUUAUUAGAAUUUGCGGAAAUAAAAUGUUUAAAUAUA
Messenger RNA from Leptidea sinapis, 9731 nucleotides. It is a transcript of the gene Treh-2, whose product is annotated as trehalase-like. Lineage: Eukaryota; Metazoa; Arthropoda; Insecta; Lepidoptera; Pieridae. Bases 502 to 2424 code for a protein of 640 amino acids. Gene Ontology annotation, biological process: trehalose catabolic process. The record is from RefSeq and is a predicted model, not a curated record. The transcript is spliced from 15 exons. Gene Ontology annotation, molecular function: alpha,alpha-trehalase activity.